This is a messenger RNA of Anneissia japonica, 1943 nucleotides long. RefSeq lists its product as uncharacterized. NCBI's taxonomy places the organism in Eukaryota, Metazoa, Echinodermata, Crinoidea, Comatulida, Comatulidae. Gene Ontology annotation, cellular component: SMN complex. Bases 3 to 1943 code for a protein of 646 amino acids. The record is from RefSeq and is a predicted model, not a curated record. Gene Ontology annotation, biological process: spliceosomal snRNP assembly; rRNA processing. The transcript is spliced from 7 exons.
AGAUGACCUUGGUCAUGCAAUACACUAAAGAAGUUGCUGUUUUGGAGGCAGCAUUUCAGCUUGCCAGGAAACAUAUACCCAAUGUUGUCAGAUCAAGCAUUACAAGCCUUGGUGAUGCCAGUCCAGGAGAUGCUAGCCUUGGUGAUUUCUGCCAAGAUGAUACAAGGAAAGAAGUUGCAGACACGCUUGUUACUGCUCUGAACGAAAUUGUUGCUGGCCUAGAAUAUCCAUCAAGUCAAGCAGAAAAAGAACAUGUCAGUUUUGCAAUGCAUUCAAUAUUAUUUGAUUGCUUCAGUAAAGAUGUUUCAUGUAUGAUUAACAGAAGUCGAAACAACACCUGCCAUAACCCUCUAGAUGUGUUUCCACGAAUUGGAUGCAGACUUUACUACAUCAUAUUGAUCAGAAUGAACUGGGGUCAUCUGUUUGGCCAGAUGGUUAGCCCGCUUCCAGUAGACCAGUCCAAGUUGAUUUUGCGAAUACUUCUACAUCUUAUUAUUGUGGAGCCCCAGGAAAAGGUGGAGGAUUUUGUAGCAGAGAUUAUCAGUGGGAUGUUACCUGAUGCCCCUACUAGUACACAUUCAAUUGUUGAUCUCGUUUUAACUGGUCAGCAGGCACAGAGAAUAGUUCAUCCAGAUAAAUUUAGGAAUUUGCUUGUAUUUUUUGACAUUCUAUUUGGCAUUAUAAUGAAGGAGCUGGACGAUUCCAAAAGGAAAGAUGGAAUUGAAGACUCAGAUGAUUCCAAAGGGAUCGACGGUGUUUUAUACAGGAUUGUUUCAUCAUGUAUCUCACGUUUAAUCAUUUUUUUAGAAAGUCUAAUGAGACAGGAUUUGGGGAUGAUAGAGGAGCAGCCUCCUAGUAAGCAACUUUUUACUGUGGAACCUCUUUUCAAGCAACAUGGUAUUGGGCAACCACAUACCAAGAAACCGCAUACCAUACAGCCUCAUGCUGUAAAACCAUGUGCCAAUAUUCCAAUUCAGUUUUACCAGAAACUUCAGCAACUAUUAACAAGUGAUGAAUUGGAAAAUACAUUUAAUUUUGGUAGCAUGGCUGAUAACACCACUGACGACAGUAUAGGUGAUCUGCAUGUCUUUAUGGAUGACUUAUUAUGCUGUGUUAAUAGUUGUAUUGGUGCUUGCAGACAACAAGUACCUGAUGCUCUUAAACCAUUUAACCCUGCAGAUGAAAUAAAUCAAGGAGAAGCAAUGUUUUUAGAAAAAUGUUACCAACUGUUAACUAUUUGGAAAACAUUUUGUAAUGAACCAGAAGAAAUAGAAAGAAAAUGUUCACAUCUUGCCAUGCUUGAAACUGAGUUUCAAAAGCAUUUCCAGGUGGAAGAAAAAGAAGAAAGAUUAGAUGGAAUUUCUAAACACACACACACAGUUGAAGAUGCACUCAGGACUGCCGUCUGGAGAGUGGACAAUAGAUUGCUUGGUUAUCAAGAGAGUCUGAUGUGGAUAAUGAAGAAUUUAUCAUGUAAUACAAAUGAUUUGUGGAUUUCCUGCCUUGAAAGAAAUGUUACCGGUUUUGGGAAUUUAAAGCUUCUCCAGUGCCUUGUUGACUGCACAAUUCAACAGCAAUUGCUAAUUGGCGAAAGGACUCUGUCUACGAUUGUAGAGAGGCUGUUGUUGGUGUUAUUGAAAUCCUUUGAGAUGGUCAGCAUUGGUAUUCAAAACAGGGUAAGAGAUUACUUCACAGAAGAGCAGCAUAAACAUUUAGCUUUUUACCUGUAUGAAGAGUACACAGCAUUGAAGCUACCACAGCAAGUUAUUGUUGCCUUCAACAGACUUGUUAAUUCAAGUAAUGCUAAUAAUGUACAAGACCUACUGCAGUAUGUCAGUCCAAUAGCAUUUCAGUCUCCGAGGCAAACAAUACAAAAGGCUUUAACGGAAUCUGUGAACAACGCAGGCGUUAUACCAUUAGUUUCCCAGGUACUUGAUAAAUAA